AUGAGUUCUAACAAAGCCCGUGGAAAGCGCCCUGCUGCUUCCACAAAACGGGAGCGCCGUCCACAAAGAAGGUACGAGCGGCCCGCAAACACCUUAAAGCUGCGCGUGCGACCAAGUCUGCCGAUUUCCUCCCAGUUAAAAUCGGUCGAGGAAAGUGGAUGGCCGCUUAUUUGGGGUUUAAAAAUACUUCCGAUCUUUGCGCGUUUGCCAUCUCUUGGCCUGUCAUUCUUGCUGAGAAAUCCUUCCUAUCUCCAAGAACUUGUCGCGGCCUGGCCCAUUCACCUUGUUGAACAAGACUGGAACUCUACAGGGCAUAUCUAUUGUCUCCACAGACCCAGAAACAGCCUGGGCAUUGGGGGAGAGCGUCACGAAACAACGACAAUCGUCUCAAAGGAAGAAUAUUACAGCGUGGUCUCUGUACAUGCUGGUGAUUUCAUCGAAUGCCAUAAGAACAACAAGACGAACAUUGCCAUCUCGUUUCCAGUUCCCGAGAUUGGUCCCUUGACCAACAAAGGUGAGGGCCAGCUUGAGCUAUAUAAUCGGUGUUGGGAGUUAGUCAAGUAUCUAAGAAGUGGCUUCUAUCGAUCCAAUUGGAAGACCAGAUUUGCUACACUGCAUGCUGUAGAGAAUGGAACUGUCGUGAGCGAGGCGCAUGCAUCAUCUUGGAUGCAGAGCUCUGCCCAGAAAGUAGUCUCUGGCCUUUCAAGCAUCAAGAAGGCCUUUGCAAGCGACAAACUUGCACUGAUUAACGUCGAAGUGAAAUUGGUUAGGGGAAUACAUAUUGCGAGCAACAUGGAGACCGAAGCUGCUAUCCAGAAAGCCUUGGACCGGGAAGUCGAGCUUCCGCCUUCCGAAUUCAGACUACUAUGGGACUCUUGA
This is a messenger RNA of Penicillium hordei, 879 nucleotides long. RefSeq lists its product as uncharacterized. The transcript is spliced from 4 exons. Lineage: Eukaryota; Fungi; Ascomycota; Eurotiomycetes; Eurotiales; Aspergillaceae. Bases 1 to 879 code for a protein of 292 amino acids. The record is from RefSeq and is a predicted model, not a curated record.